Messenger RNA from Aphanomyces astaci, 1251 nucleotides. RefSeq lists its product as hypothetical. The record is from RefSeq and is a predicted model, not a curated record. NCBI's taxonomy places the organism in Eukaryota, Oomycota, Saprolegniomycetes, Saprolegniales, Verrucalvaceae. The transcript has a single exon. Gene Ontology annotation, molecular function: metallopeptidase activity; translation initiation factor activity; protein binding. Bases 1 to 1089 code for a protein of 362 amino acids. Gene Ontology annotation, cellular component: eukaryotic translation initiation factor 3 complex; cytoplasm; cytosol.
AUGUCCGACAAAGCAGCCAUUCAUUCCCCAAACCAGCGAUUUUCGCGGUCGGAAUACAUCGUAGACAUGAGUGACGCCGCUGACUUCGUGCAAACACGCAUCGACAAGGUGCAGCUGGAAGGCCUGGUGGUCCUCCAAAUCAUCAAGCAUUGCCAUGAAAGCUUGCCGCGAUCUGUGGCCGGUUCGCUCUUGGGCCUCGAAGCCGAUGAUACCCUCGAAGUGACCAACUGCUUCCCUUCGCCCGCCGUCCAAGCCCAACCGUCGAACAUGCCAUCGUCCCCGACCUCGAAGGACAAGAACCUUCAGUACUCGACCGCCAGCGACGAGUAUCAAAUUGACAUGAUGAAGAACUUGCGCGAAGUGAACAUGGACAACAACAAGGUCGGGUGGUACCAAAGCGCCCUGAACAGCACGUUUUCGACCACUGCCACGAUCGAGUACCAAUUCCAGUACCAGCGGAACCUCGGUCAGAACGCGAUAUGCAUCGUGUACGACCCCGUAGAAACCACCAAGGGAACGCUCGCGAUCAAGGCGUUCCGCCUCACGAGCGCGUUCUUCGACCAGUACAAGUCGCAAGUGUUUACAAAGGAAGCGUUCGCCAAGGCCGACAUCCGAUCGGCCAACUUGCUCGAGGAAAUCCCCAUCCACAUCAACAACUCGGACCUCGUACACGUGUACUUGGCCGACUUGCACGCGCAAAAGCUCACGGACUCGGAGUUCGACCGGCUCGACCUGGCCACGAACGGGUACUUUGAGAGCAGCCUGCAAAACCUGAGUGCGUGGGCGGAUGAGCUGGCCCAAGAACACUACAAAUUCCAGGGCUACGAACGUGCGGUGGCCAAGCAGCGCGCGCAGCACCAGCAGCUGGUGCAGAAGCGACGGGACGAGAACAAAGUCCGCCGCGACAACGGCGAAGACGUGCUGGCAGAGGAAGACCCGAACAGCUUGUUGAAGUCGUUGAGCCAGCCGAGCCGCUUGGAGUCGCUGCUCAUCACGAAGCAAAUGAACACGUACUGCGAAAACAUCAACCGAUACGCCGGCAAGAGCUUGAAUAAAUUAUUUCUCGCUGGCAACCUGCACAAGGAAUAAGCAGAGGGUGUGUCGUCGUGGCAGCCUUCGCGGAGUGUAGCAUAGACAUAUGUACUCAACCCUCGCGUUAAUACGUUAACACUGUUUUCAUGCAUCCACCGAGUGGCUAGUGUAGUUGUUGUCUGACGACGGUGGAACAGCACUCAAAGCGUCCAGGCCGCG